CUGGGCGCUUGUCGCUGAGGUGGUGGUAGCAGGGGUGGGGGGUGUGCAGGGAGCGGGAGCUGCCGCCGCCGCCGGACUGCGGGGACCGAGAUGCAGGUGGGACCGGAACCGGAACCCCCCCGUCCUUUUCAAGUGUCUCUUCUCCCCCUGCGCGACCCCGGCCACGGAGGCCGAGACAAUCCGUGGGUGGCGGUGGGCGUGGGGGGCCCCGGGUCCAGGAGGACACCCUGGGCUCCGGAGAGUGCGGCUGACAGGGCUGGCUGGUGGAGGAGGCCGAGCCGCUGCACCCCGGAGCAGGGGGGAAUGGGCCAUUUGGGGGAUGUCCACGGAGUAGGAUCGGGUCCGAGUGGAUGGACCACCGAGGCCCAGAGGGGUCUGAGCCUGGAGCCGAGCCGGCAGCGUCCCCCAGCUGCCCUCCGGGAAAGAGCACAACUCCUGCCGCUCACCCCACAUCUUCUGGCCGCCUCCCUCUUUGCUGCCCCUCCUCGCAGUCUUCCUCACCCCACCACUUCCUGGGGGCCAUCAUGAAUGGUGCCCCUUCCCCGCAGGAGGAUGGGGCCUCCCCGCCCCCCCUGCCACCACCACCGCCUCCCAGCUGGAGGGAGUUCUGCGAGUCCCAUGCCAGGGCCGCUGCCCUGGAUUUUGCCCGCCGUUUCCGCCUCUACUUGGCCUCGCACCCACAGUAUGCAGGGCCUGGGGCCGAGGUCGCUUUCUCCCGCCGAUUUGCCGAGCUCUUUCUGCAGCACUUUGAGGCCGAAGUGGCCCGGGCCUCAGGCUCCCUCUCCCCACCGGCCCUGACUCCCCUGAGCCCAGGCAUGGAGAUCUCAGUGGCACCGCUGUCGCAUGACCUGCCCCUUGAGAGCUGCAGGGUGGGCGGGCCCCUGGCCGCGCGGGGCCCUUCUCGAUCAACCGAGGACCUGGCCGGCCCCCUCCCUUCCUCAGUCUCUUCCUCCUCGACGACCUCGAAGCCGAAGCUAAAGAAACGCUUCUCCCUCCGCUCUGUGGGCCGCUCAGUCCGGGGCUCUGUGCGUGGCAUCCUGCAGUGGCGGGGGACUGUGGACCCGCCCUCUUCCUCUGGGCCCCUGGAGACAACAUCAGGCCCCCCAGUACUAGGUGGAAACACCAACUCCAACUCCUCCGGUGGAGCCGGGACCCUUGGCCGGGGACCGUCGGCCAGUGACGGGCCAUCUCCUGGGGAAAGGUGGACUCACCGGUUUGAAAGGCUGCGACUGAGUCGGGGAGGGGGACCCCUGAAGGACAGUGCAGGGCUGGUACAGAGGGAAGAGCUGCUGAGUUUCAUGGGGGCCGAAGAGGUGGCCCCUGACCCUGCUGGAGUGGGCCGGGGCGGGGGGCCAGCAGGGCCUGGGGUUGGGGGAGGCGGGCAGCCUCAAUGGCAGAAGUGUCGCUUACUGCUCCGAAGCGAAGGAGAAGGAGGAGGAGGAAGUCGCCUGGAAUUCUUUGUGCCACCCAAGGCAUCUCGGCCCCGGCUCAGCAUUCCCUGCUCUGCCAUCACAGAUGUGCGGACCACCACUGCCCUGGAGAUGCCUGACCGGGAGAACACGUUUGUGGUUAAGGUGGAAGGCCCCUCGGAGUAUAUCCUAGAGACAGCCGACGCUCUCCAUGUGAAGGCCUGGGUGUCGGACAUCCAAGAGUGCCUGAGCCCAGGCCCCUGCCCCACUACUAGUCCCCGCCCCAUGACUCUCCCCCUGGUGCCGGGUACCUCGUUCCUCACCCGCGAGAAUGCAGACAACCUGGAACCGCCUUGCCUGAAUCACUCCGAGAGCCUGCCCAGCCAGGAUCUGCUGCUGGGACCCAGCGAGAGCAACGACCGCCUGUCGCAGGGGGCUUACGGGGGCCUGUCAGACCGCCCCUCGGCAUCCAUCUCCCCUAGUUCCGCCUCCAUCGCUGCCUCCCACUUUGACUCGAUGGAACUGCUCCCCCCGGAGCUGCCUCCCCGCAUGCCCAUUGAGGAGGGACCCCCGGUGGGGACAGCUCAUCCGUUUGCAGCCCCAUACCCUUCCCUGGAUACUCCAGAAAUGGCCAAAGGGUCGUUCCUGUUCCAGGGAGAGGCAGAGGGGGGUGAGGGGGACCAGCCCCUCUCAGGAUACCCGUGGUUCCAUGGGAUGCUCUCUCGACUCAAGGCCGCUCAGUUAGUGCUAGAAGGAGGCGCCAGCUCACAUGGUGUCUUCUUGGUACGGCAGAGUGAGACAAGGCGGGGCGAAUACGUCCUCACUUUCAACUUCCAGGGCAAGGCCAAGCACCUGCGCUUGUCGCUGAACGAGGAGGGCCAAUGCCGCGUCCAGCACCUGUGGUUCCAGUCCAUUUUCGAUAUGCUUGAGCAUUUCCGGGCACACGCCAUCCCGCUGGAGUCUGGCAACUCCAGUGACGUGGUCCUGGUCAGCUAUGUGCCCUCCCAGCGACAGCAGGAACCGAACACCUCCCAUGACCCACCCCAGCCCCCUGAACCCCCUUCAUGGACAGAUCCCCUAUAUCCUGGGGCAGAAGAGGCGGCGGGGGCGCCAGAAGUGGCGACAGCCACAGCCACAGCAGCCAAAGAGAGGCAAGAGAAAGAGAAAGCGGGCAGUGGAGGGGUCCCGGAAGAGCUGGUCCCCGUGGUUGAGCUGGUCCCCGUGGUUGAAUUGGAAGAGGCCAUAGCACCGGGCUCUGAGGCCGCUGGAUCAGGUGGGGACCCAGAGCCGGUCCCGAUGGUACAGCUCCAGCAGCUGCCACUAGGGGGCGACGGAGAAGAAGGGGGCCAUCCCAGAGCCAUUAAUAACCAGUACUCCUUCGUGUGAGACACCUACCCUACCCCUCCUGCGCUCCCCUACACCCCAGCCCUUGGGUCCUGCAACUGGGCUGGCAGGGUGCUGGAGGAAAUGUCGGAGCCCCCUCCCCACAUGCUUCAUGACCCUUGUUGGCCAAAGGUGUCCGUUGGUACGAGCAGAGAUCCUUGAGCGCUGUCACCUCCUCGCUCAUACACUACAGGUGCCCCUUCCCCUGAGCAGGGGACCGGGGCUCCAUUACCUCCCUGAGGGGCUCUUAUGGUUAGCCCCACCCCUGGGGGCCAUUUCCCCUUUAACAACCCCCCAGCCCAUGGCAGGGUGAGGGGGGGAAGGGCUGUCAGUUACAUUAAGGUUGUUGUUGUUGUUUUAAACAAAAUGGAGAAGCAUAAAUAAAUAAAAGGGUUUAUCUCAGUUCCAUCA
Molecule: messenger RNA, 3203 nt
Organism: Ochotona princeps (American pika)
Lineage: Eukaryota; Metazoa; Chordata; Mammalia; Lagomorpha; Ochotonidae
Gene: SH2B1
Product: SH2B adaptor protein 1
Exons: 9
Coding region: 351-2795 (814 amino acids)
Biological process (GO): intracellular signal transduction
Cellular component (GO): plasma membrane
Molecular function (GO): transmembrane receptor protein tyrosine kinase adaptor activity
Source: RefSeq, a predicted model, not a curated record